Molecule: messenger RNA, 393 nt
Organism: Anoplophora glabripennis (Asian longhorned beetle)
Lineage: Eukaryota; Metazoa; Arthropoda; Insecta; Coleoptera; Cerambycidae
Product: juvenile hormone epoxide hydrolase-like
Exons: 1
Coding region: 50-325 (91 amino acids)
Biological process (GO): epoxide metabolic process
Molecular function (GO): epoxide hydrolase activity
Source: RefSeq, a predicted model, not a curated record
AUAAGUAUUGAAAGAUUUAAGACAAAAUUUUGAUUUUCCAACUAAUUUUAUGUCGUCUUUGCUACAUAGGCUACUAUUGUAUUGUUUGUUUUUUGCCAGCAUUUUCAACAACAUUCCGGUGGAAGUCCCAAGUGCGUGCGCCAGAUUUUCCAACGAAUUAAUAGUCCAUCCUGACUGCAUCCUGAGAGACAAAUUCAUGAACCUCGUCCAGAUUUCUGACCUCGAAGGAGGUCACUUUGCCGCAUUCGAAGCGCCCGAAGCUCUAGCUGGCGACGUUUACGCUUUCGUGGAAAAAGUAGAAGCGCUGAGGAAGAUCGACAAGUGAUUUAUUUUAGUCUUCUGUUGUUUUUUUGUAAAAAAAAAUAUGUUUCCAAUAAAGAUUUGUUAAGAAAA